CUCUCUUCCUUUUUGCCUCCUUCACCUUCCCUUCCCAAGGCCCAUCCCAAUCAAGUGAUUUUCUAAGAGUGCUAGAAACGUUCAUCCUGCGGUAUUUUACCUGAGAACUGCUCUGUUUUUCUGGGCAUUUGGUCAGUGCUUUCAACCAUGACUUCAUCCCUGUUUUUAGAUUAGAGGUGGGGAAUCUGGAGUAAGAGGUUCCGAGGCUUGUUUAAACCCUGGGAGACAAGUCAAGAGUGGGGUUAUGAUGGAGCUUAAAAAGUUCUUAGUAAAGAUUCAGAUUUCUUUGCCUGGAGUAAAUUCAAAGGAUGGUGCUUCUAGAUUAGAGUUAAAGAUGAAGAAAGGGAGGGUGCUUCACCAGGUGUUAUCCCUGAGCAAAACUAACUAGCCAUGGAGUACUGAAGAGGGAUGGAGAAAAAAAGCUGGAAGUGGCUGCACCCUGUUCUCAGCCCCCAGAGGCAUCUGAGGAGGCUGCCUGAUAUAGUGGAAAAAUCUAGUGGCCUAAUGGCAUGAGGGUGGAUUCUGCUCUUGAUUCUGUGGCUAAUGAAUUGUGUGAUUUUCUCAGGUCACUUAAACUCACCAGGGGUCCGUUUUCUCAUCUCUGUUAUGGAGUAGUUGAGCUAAAUGUUCUCUCAGGUCUCUCUGGCUAUGUAUUUUGAUGACUCCUUUGAUCUUCGUAGCUUAAAAGGUGCCUUGUUUUAGCAUUUGUGGCUUCUGUCCUCUUCCUUUACUGACUUCCACCCUCAGCUCUUAACUGUCCUCCUCUAAGCUAAGAAUAAGCACAUACUACAAUCACUCUUCUUCACAUACCGUCAUGGAUUCUGUCUGUCUCUUCACACCCUGCUGAAAGAAGGCAGAAUGAAUAAUUCAACCAUACUUACUUAUAUACUAUGUGCAGUUCUGGUUUCUCAGGGAAUGAGGCAGAAGCUUUGACUAGACAGUCGUCUUAGCUUAGGCUGGCCCAGCUUGUACUGAUAUAGAUUUCAGUAGGUUAAGCAGAAAGGGAAAUCAGAGUUCAGAGCACUCUGAUUCUUACUGUGCAGCGUAGUGUGUAGAGGGCAGCCCUCAUGCAUAGGUGUGGGGAGGUAAAAACUGCUUUGCUGUAAAGAUUUAUUUUAGAUGAGUAUGCCCUUCAGCCCCUUGGCUGUUCGACCUCUGGCCACACCUAUUGCAUCACAGGUGUUCUGCACAUGGCAUAUGCCAAAAGUUAACAGGCGCCUUCUGUCACUACCACCUCCCACUCCCUUAAAACCAAGAACAUAAAAAAAGUACUAGUCUUGCAGAGGAUGUUUAGACAGAGGCUAUUUCUUGGAAUACAGAGAUUCGGGAUUGUAGAGCCAAAGUCUGGUGAAACACAAAGUCAUACUAUUCAAAUGUUAGAAGUAGGUGUAAGUUAUUUAUGUUAAGAUAUUUUAACCUGUGAGCCUAGGUAUUUUCCUUUUCUACAAAACAUGCAUGUGUAUAUGUGUAUUCAUAUUAAAAGAUUUGUUACAAAUAAGUAUCUUCCCCAGUAGGCCUGUUCUUUUAUAUACCAAAGUAUUUUUAAAUGCCAGUUGUUUUACUGAUUUACAGAUUCAUCUUUUAUUGAUAACCUGACUGGUUAAUUCAGUCAAAAUAGUCAUAUUUUCAUGUUGCUACCAUAAGGUCCCGUGGGUGGUUGGGGCCUGAAAAGGUCUUCUGGUGAGAAAGCAUUUAAUGACUUGCUUUAGAGGAGGUUUCUAUCCAGAUAACAAGUUGUAAUCGCUGUUGAAUGAAAUUACUUUUAUAUUGUUUACAAUUGUAUUCUUUCUUGAAUUUUCCUGUUUCAGAGAAGAGUUCCAGUCACAAAUGCAUAUGUGAUACAUUUUGACAUUCACUGCUAAAAUGAAAUACAGGAAUGAAAACCACACAUCACUUUUAGUAUUCUAAGAGUGAUUAGAUGUACUUUAUCAUAUUUUUAUGCUACUGACCUAUAAGAAAAAAUAUAUAUUUAAAAAGGGUGAUAACUAAACAGCUAGGACCUGCAAGCUUGAUGCCUCUGGGAUGAACUGGAACAUCACAAGGAGAGAUUUUAUCUCAGCAUAGUCACACCUCAGCUGAGCCCUCAUCCUAGAGUUGUACACGUUUCCUUCAUCGGCAGUUGUCACCAGACGCUUUGCCUUCCAGGAUGGCAGACAGUCUCCCCACAGAGUUUGAUGUGGUUAUAAUAGGGACAGGUUUGCCUGAAUCCAUCCUUGCAGCUGCAAGUUCCAGAAGUGGCCAGAGGGUUCUGCAUGUUGACUUCAGAAGUUACUAUGGCGGGAACUGGGCUAGCUUCAGCUUUUCAGGAUUGCUAUCCUGGUUGAAGGAAUAUCAGCAAAACUGUGUUGAUGGGGAAGAAAGUACAGCUGCAUGGCAAGACCUGAUCCACAAAACAGAAAAAGCCAUUACUCUUCGCAAGAAGGAUGAAACCAUUCAACAUGUGGAAGUUUUUUGUUACACCAGUCAGGAUGUGGAUGACAGUGUUGAAGAGAUAGGUGCUUUGCUGAAAAAUCCUUCCUCAGUGGCAUCUAGUACCCUCACUGAACCUCUGGAUUCUGCAUGCUUGGGCGAAGACAAGCACCCAGUACACGUUACUAGCUACGAAAUGCCUGCCAAAGACACUUCAAAAAGUGGUGGAGAGAUUUCACUAGAAGUGAAUGAUGUAGAGGAAACCAUGGAGAAAGAAAAGGAUUGUGGAGAUAGAACUUGUGCUCACACAGUUUCAGAUGGAGAUAAAGAUGAAAACAAACCUGUAGAAGAAGUCAACACAGAUCAACCAAAGAGAAAGAGGAUUACUUACUCUCAGAUAGUUAAAGAAGGCAGGAGGUUUAAUAUCGAUUUGGUAUCAAAGUUACUGUAUUCUCAAGGAUUGCUAAUUGACCUUUUAAUCAAAUCAAAUGUUAGUCGAUAUGCAGAAUUUAAAAACGUCACUAGGAUUCUUGCAUUUUGGGAAGGAAAAGUUGAACAAGUGCCUUGUUCCAGAGCAGAUGUCUUCAAUAGCAAAGAACUCACUAUGGUUGAAAAGAGAAUGCUAAUGAAAUUUCUUACAUUUUGUUUUGACUAUGAACAAUAUCCUGAUGAGUAUGAAGCUUUCAAGCAGUGCUCAUUUUCAGAGUACUUAAAAACUAAAAAAUUAACUCCCAGCCUCCAACAUUUUGUACUGCACUCAAUAGCAAUGACAUCAGAAUCGUCUUGCACUACAGUAGAUGGCCUUAAAGCAACAAAAAACUUCCUUCGGUGUCUUGGACGGUUUGGCAACACUCCCUUCUUAUUUCCCUUGUACGGCCAAGGAGAAAUUCCCCAGUGUUUCUGCAGGAUGUGUGCAGUUUUUGGUGGAAUCUAUUGCCUUCGCCAUAAGGUACAAUGCCUUGUAGUUGACAAAGAAUCUGGAAGAUGUAAGGCAAUUAUAGAUCACUUUGGCCAGAGAAUAAAUGCUAAGUAUUUCAUUGUGGAGGAUAGUUACCUUUCUGAGGAAACCUGCUCAAGUGUGCAGUAUAAGCAGAUGUCUAGGGCAGUGCUCAUUACAGAUCAGUCUAUACUGAAGACAGAUUCAGAUCAGCAGAUUUCUAUUUUGAUAGUGCCUCCAGCAGAACCAGGGGCUUGUGCUGUUCGAGUCACCGAAUUAUGUUCUUCAACCAUGACAUGCAUGAAAGACACCUAUCUGGUGCAUUUGACGUGUUCCUCUUCUAAAACAGCAAGAGAAGAUUUAGAAUCAGUGGUUAAGAAAUUAUUUACCCCAUAUGCUGAAACAGAAAUAGACAAGGAAGAACUUGAAAAGCCAAGACUCUUGUGGGCUCUUUAUUUUAAUAUGAGAGAUUCCUCAGGAAUCAGCAGAAGCUCAUAUAAUGACUUACCUUCCAACGUUUAUGUCUGUUCUGGGCCUGACUGUGGUCUGGGAAAUGAGCAUGCCGUCAAACAAGCUGAAACACUUUUCCAUGAGAUCUUUCCAAGUGAAGAAUUCUGUCCCCCACCUCCAAAUCCAGAAGAUAUUAUCUUUGAUGGUGAUGAUAGGCAACCAGAGCCUCCUGGAACCAAUAAUAUAAUAGUGGCUGAACUAGAAUCCUCUGAGGAAAGCGAAAUCCUAGAAAGUCCAGGGAAGCUCCUUCAAAAUUAGACCAAACUGGAAAUUCUCCAUUGGGCUUUCAUCUUGACAUCCGAAUAUUCUCAUUUAAAGGACAGUUUCCCAUAUGAGUAAUUAGAAGUGGUUAUAUGAUAAAUGCAAUGCAGAUGUUGUCUUUAAUGCUCUAUGAGACAUUCAGUCAUUGGAUGUCUUUGUUAAUCUAUCGGUAGCUGAUUUGUUGAUUAUUGGACUUCUCUUUGUUUUAGAAUGGGCUCCAUGAUCCAGAAACUUAAAUAGUGUUAGUUUUAUUUUUUGUAUUGCAUAUGUAUAUGAGGGUUCCAUAUUUGGAGCUCUGCUUAAAGGAAGGUAAUGUUGUAUCCAGUGAUCUUCAAAUUUUAUCAUUGUCUACAGAACAAUUAAUAAUAUCUAAGGAAUAGUUCAAAUACUUUUGCAACCAUUACAAGUCCUACCACAUGUACUUUCUGUGGAGAUAUUUGAAUAGUGAAACAGGCACACGAUAAAUUAUGUGGGUCUUUUUAUAUGUAAUAUAGACUUGUAGAUGUGGCGGUGGUAGUAGCAACUAAUGCAAGUGCCAGUAGGAUAAAAUACAUUUGUCUGUAAUUGUUAAACGAUUAGCCUUGCGUGAUUCUUAUCCUUUGUGAAGGUCUGAGGUUUAAAAUACAUCUUUCAGUAUAAUUCAUCAGCCUGACGGUUGGUAACCGACUGAGUCAGUUCCAUAUUACAAAAAGAGUCGGCAAAUUUAACUACUGGUUGAAGAGCUUAUUCUUCAGAGGUUCAUUCCAGAGAGAAGUUAGAGGAUAAGAUUAGUUCUGGUUUAAUACUUCAGAAAAUUUUUGCAGAGCCCUGCUCUAACAUGAAGUUUAGAAGGAGAGACCAACUCAAAAGAAAAGAAUUUCCAACAGGUAACCCAGGCCAAGAAGGGGCAGGGGAGAAUGCUCCAAGAAAAGAUACUUCAUGGUGGCUGUACUGAAACUCCUAAGGAGAAAUUAACUGAGGCAUGUUGAACCUGGGAUUAAAGGCAUCGGCAGUUCACAUCCACCAGCCGUUCAUUGGAAACUCUAUGGGGCAGUUCUCUGUCCUAUAGUGGUGCUAUGAGUAGGAAUUGACUCGAUGGCAAUGGGUUUGGUUUUUUUGGUUGGUAAAGAUUAAUUGAGGUUUCUCAGUGAGAAUGAAACGUAUAACUUUGUUGACUUUACAACUUUAAUUACCAGCACUAACUAAAACUGUAGCAGUGAAUCAGAGAGCAUUUGACAUACCCUUCAGGUUGUGUCUCACCCCACGAGGCUAGGUAACAUAGCCUUUAUAAUCACUUCUAUCUCCUGGCUGAUACCUAGAGGAUAGAAACUUUUUUCCCCAGAACCUCCAAAAGUCAUAAAACUUGUUGCACUCCAGUACUGAAAAAGUGUGGAGCUGCCGGAAGAGGUGAACCUCCAUUUUUUGUCCAUUUCCAUUCCUCAGGCACCAAAACCAGUUACUGUCGAGUUGAUUUCGACUCAUGGUGGCCCAUGUGUGUCAGAGUAGAACUGUGCUCCAUAGGGUUUUUCAGUGAUUGAUUUUUUUGGACGUAGACCACCAGGCAUUUCUUCCGAAGCACCUCUGGGUAGAAUUGAACCUCCAACCUUCGGGUUAGUGGCCAGCUUACCAUUUGAACCAUCCAGGGACUCCCAUUCCCCAGGCAGAGCUUGACAAUCUUAUAGGAAGCCAGCCUAUAAUGACAGUUGUUCUCUGGAACACACCAUUUAUUAUGUGCUAUUUUACCUGCUGCUGUGAAAUUGACUCCAACUCAUAGUGCACUUAGUAUUAUGCUUUCUCAUUACAGCUUCUCAACUACCCUGUCAGGCAGAUAUUAUUGCAUACAUUUUCAGAGAGGAAAUGGAGACUUAAUUAUUUGCUCAAUAUCUGGUAUGUGCCAGAGCCAACAUUCAAUGCCAGGUGUCCAUGAUUCCAAAAACCCUUGAUUUUUCCGCUUUCACUGUUUGAAGAGUAGCAGUACUACAGGAGAAGGAAAAGGUACUUAGGAAAAUCAGAAUCUAGUAUUGCUGGUGAAGAAAAGUAGACAGACAUUGGGGACCCCACACUGGUCUCUUAGCUUAUUAUAGAUUAGAGAUAUGUGAAGAUUAAGAUUAAUUUUAAAAAAUAUAUAUACACAUAUUAGAGCCAAGGAUCUCAUUGAAGUAGAGUUUGGCUAAGUUUUAACAAAGUAAUGCUUUUUUAAUAAUGUAUCUUUUAAGCUGAAGAUUGUGUUACAAAAAAUACAAAUGUUACUAGGCUGAAAUACGCUCUAAACUGUCUUUUGUUUCUCCCCUCUAUCUGAGGGAAGUGAGAUAAGAAAGAUUUCAGUAAUUACAGCUUACUGAAAGCAGAGAAGUCAUGUAUUGGUAUUGAUAUUUAUGUAUUGUUUGAAUAUGGGAAAGUAGUGUUAUUGGGUGAGACCUAAGGCUUAAACCUAUGAGAACAAUGGAAAUGCUUGAAGUAGACUUUAAAAAAAAAAAGUAAUUAAAAUGAAAAAAAAAAUUUUAAGGUGAUUAUAUAAAAUAGAGGGUAAAGGUAAUGCAGGCCUACCGAAAAGUUUUUCAGCAUCACAGAUCAUUUGUAAGAAAUUGAGAAAGGAACAGCGAGAAGUUACAAAAGAGAGUAGAGCUAAUGAUAAUGGAAGUAAAAAGUGUUAGACUAGUCCCAAAUAGAGUUGUUUAAAAAACUAACAAAAUGAAUGUUACUUUCUUGUUUAAAUUAAUACAAGAUAACAAAUUAGAAAUGAAAAACGUUAUAACCAAUAAGCAUUUAAAAAUCUAGAGGAUAGUCUAAUUUUCUGUCAAGUUGGAAUUUGGCCAUAAUGGACUUAACUGGUGAACUUUUUCAAAUGUUCAAAGAAUAAAUAUCUGUGUAUAAUGAAGGACGUACACUACUAAUUGCAUUUUGAGGCAAAGCAGAUUUUUAAAAGGGUCUCAUUUUGAACAUAUGCAAAAUGCAAAAGAAAAUAUUGGCAAACAUGUGACACCUAAUAAAAAUAAUUGUUUACUAUGAGUCAGGAUUACAAGGCUGGUGUUCAGAGAACAACCGUUAAGUCAAUGUCAACAGAACUAAUGGUAAACAUCCAAAAUAUUAAUAACAUAAUUUUUAAAAUGCCAAUAACAUUCACUAUUUAUCUUUGACUUAAUUAGCUCUGGUAAUGAUGGCACAGGACUGGGCAGCGUUUUGUUCUGUUGUGCGUUGGGUCACUAUGAGUUGGAACCAACUCGACGGCAUCUAACGCGAACAACAACGAUUUCAUAGACUUUUCCCAUAGUGUAAUAAGUAAAUACUUAAAGCCAGUAACAUUCCUAUUGGGAAACAUGUAAGAACCACUUCUCAAGCAGAAAUAAAACAAUCUUGGUACCAUUUUUAUUUAUACAUGGUUGAAGAAAUAAAACAUUACCUAUAAUGAGAAAGAAAUGGAAAGAAGCGUCACAAAUAUUAUUUUCUGUUAAGAUGACUUUGUAACUAGCAAAAUCUAUAGUGUCAUAAAUGGACUAAUAAUAAAAGACUAAUUCAAGAAGUUGCAGAAUAUAAAAUUUUUAAAAAUUAGUCUUAUUUCUAGAUUUCGAUUGUGAAAAUCUACAAUUUAAAAAGUCUUUGAGUGUUAGUAUAUAGCUGUGCAGCCGUGCUGGGGUAAAGUAAGAAUGGUGCUUAAAUAGAAGCAGUGCCACAUGCUGGAGGAACUAAGUUUAAAAGAUGGCCGUACUCCUGUGUGAGACAUCUAGUGUAAUGGAAAAGUACUAACUGGGCAGUCUGAAAAUCAGAAUUCAGUCCUCACUCCACUACUUACCAGUUGUAUAAUUUUGGGAAAAUCACUCUGAGUUUCCAUUUCACCAUCUAUGAGGUAGAAAUAAUUUUUACAGAAUUAUUGUGAGGAUUAAGUUAGAUAAUACAUGUGAAAUCACUUCAAAAGGAAUACCAAAUGUGACAGUAUAUAGAUAUACUACAAUUCCAUUCAGCAUUCCAACUGGAUACUUACUGUAAUUUGACAAAAUUGUGAUAAAUUGUAUUUGAAAAAAUAAGCAAGCAAACAUAGAUAUGUCUUUUUAAAUUAGGAAAAAACAAUUGGAGCCUUGUCCUUCCAAUCGUUAAAACAUGCUGUUAAGCAGUGGUUCUAAAAUUUCUACGUGCUGAAUAGAAAGUUUAACUAAGAGUAGUAAUAAACCAAUCAAAAAGAAAUAUUUAAUAACUGCUGGUGGAAAGACUAUCCAGAUAUUAGUAUGAAAAAAGAAAUUAGAUACACUUUACAUAUGAAAUAUAGGGUCGGAAUCUACGGAAAGCGAUUUAAUUUUUUUUUUUUUUUUAACAUAUGAUAACAGUUUCUUCCAAAUUGGUUAAAAUGUUAAUGAUAAAAGUUAAAAAAAAAAAAAGAAGACUAGAAUUCUCAUCCCAAUGGUAGUACAAAGAAUACUUCACGGCAAUCGAAAAACAUUACUGACGUGAUAGUGAGAUCAACUACAGGCAAAAUAAAAAUGUCUCCUGACAGGAAGAAGACGAAAAGAUAAAUGGAAUAAAAAGUGCUGUUUGCAUUGUACCUGAAUAAAGUGCUUAAUAUAUUUUUAAAAAUGGAUUCAAAUCCAUAAGGUUUUCUACUCUUUACUAGGCAGAUUUAUAAAAUCAUAGCAUGCAGGUGAGACAAGACCAAUAAAAAUGAAUUCUUACAAUGAUACUCAGAUUUCCUAGCAUUAAAAAUGUAAAUUAAAACUAUCAUAAUAGCAAACAUUUAAAGUUACAUGUGUCCUCAUAUCAGUAGCAAAUUGUAUAUUAGUAGUCUUUUCAAAGAACUACAUAGAAUAUAAUAAAGCUAUAAUUGAUCUGUCUUUUGACAUACUAACCCAUUUUGAGUAGUAGAUGCCCAAGAAAAUAUUUAAAAGAAAGUAAAAGCUACUUGUACAAAGAUAUGCUUAGCAAUUCUAUUCAUAAGAGUAAAAACAAAAAAAAAAAAAGUUGAAAA
Messenger RNA from Trichechus manatus latirostris (Florida manatee), 9050 nucleotides. RefSeq names its product CHM like Rab escort protein (gene CHML). Bases 2147 to 4114 code for a protein of 655 amino acids. Gene Ontology annotation, cellular component: cytosol; nucleus; cytoplasm. Gene Ontology annotation, biological process: intracellular protein transport; protein geranylgeranylation; small GTPase-mediated signal transduction. The transcript has a single exon. Lineage: Eukaryota; Metazoa; Chordata; Mammalia; Sirenia; Trichechidae. The record is from RefSeq and is a predicted model, not a curated record. Gene Ontology annotation, molecular function: GDP-dissociation inhibitor activity.